Staurois parvus is the source of this 1110-nucleotide messenger RNA. The record is from the annotation of a GenBank genome assembly. NCBI's taxonomy places the organism in Eukaryota, Metazoa, Chordata, Amphibia, Anura, Ranidae.
AUGAAUGACUCUGAUUCAAAUUUUUCCUGCUACCAUCCAUCCAUUGUGGAGUAUCGUUACUUUGCUGUGACAUGGGGUAUUAUUGUGUCUUUGGUGGGGACAGUUGGCAAUGUGCUGACAGUAAUUGCAUUUGCACUAGACAAAAAGCUACAAACUCGUUUCAACCUACUCAUCAUCAAUCUGACUUUGGCUGACAUCUUGUACUGCUCCUUUCUGCAGCCUUUUUCAGUCGAUUCAUACCUCCACCUUUACUGGAGAAGUGGAGCCAACUUCUGCAGGGUCUUUGGAAUGUUGUUGUUUGUAUCCAAUUCAGUAUCCAUUCUGAACUUGUGUCUUAUUGCUGUCAGUCGUUACAUCCUGAUUACCAACAACAAACUCUUUGAUCGAAUAUUCUGCAGACUGGGCACAACUCUUAUACUGCUGUGCACAUGGGUGAUCGGGUUUGCAAGUUUUGCCCCCCUUUGGCCAGUCUUUGUCUUAGUCCCCAAGGUCUGCACCUGCAGCUUUCAUCGUAUAAAAGGCAGGCCUUACACCACCAUAUUGAUGGGAUUUUACUUUGUGGUGGGCCUAGGAUGUGUUGGAGUAUUUUACUAUCUGAUUCAUCGUAAAGUAAAAUCUGCUGCCAAGGCUCUUGACCAGUACAAACUCGGCAAUGCCAAAAAGAUAAAAUCAAAUGUUUCUGGAGCGAACUCAGGUAUGAUCGACAAGCUUCAUGAGCUAGAAGACAGUGGAGUGGACACUGCAGCUUCUAGUGAGAUCAUCUCGGAACAUCUUCCAUCCUCAAAAGCUACUGUCACCUCAAGUUCUACUGAUUAUGUCAAAUCAGUACCUGUACCACCGCCAAAAGACACUGGGUCAGAUUUCAAAAAGGUCACCCGUAUGUGUUUUGUUGUCUUCCUAUUUUUUGUUAUCAGCUAUAUUCCAUUCAUGAUGCUUAACAUUUUUGAUGCUAAAAACAAAGCACCACAAGUGCUACACAUGAUUGCUGCAAACCUGACAUGGUUGAAUAGCUGCAUCAACCCCAUACUCUAUGCAGCCAUGAAUCGCCAAUUCCGUGAUGCUUACAAAAGAGUUUUGCUCCUUGUUAUUAAUAAAUUCAGAAGAACGUAA